Molecule: messenger RNA, 1077 nt
Organism: Nerophis ophidion (straightnose pipefish)
Lineage: Eukaryota; Metazoa; Chordata; Actinopteri; Syngnathiformes; Syngnathidae
Product: histone H4
Exons: 1
Coding region: 22-333 (103 amino acids)
Biological process (GO): nucleosome assembly
Cellular component (GO): nucleosome
Molecular function (GO): DNA binding; protein heterodimerization activity; structural constituent of chromatin
Source: RefSeq, a predicted model, not a curated record
UUCCUUAUAAGAUUACCAGUCAUGUCUGGAAGAGGAAAGGGAGGCAAAGGCCUGGGCAAAGGAGGCGCUAAGCGUCACCGCAAGGUCCUCCGUGAUAACAUCCAGGGCAUCACCAAGCCCGCCAUCCGCCGUCUGGCCCGCCGCGGCGGAGUCAAGCGUAUCUCCGGCCUCAUCUACGAGGAGACCCGCGGUGUGCUCAAAGUGUUCCUGGAGAACGUCAUCCGUGAUGCCGUCACCUACACCGAGCACGCCAAGAGGAAGACUGUCACCGCCAUGGAUGUUGUCUACGCCCUCAAGAGGCAAGGACGCACUCUGUACGGCUUCGGAGGAUAAAUCUCACAUUUCAUCAAUCAAACAAAAGGUCCUUUUAAGGGCCAUACACUACUUCUAACAGCCAAUUAUCCUUUGAUAUCAUUAUGUAUUGCCCACGAUUUAACGAUUUCGCUUCUACGUCGUAUCGAUAGGGAUAGAUUUUCUCAUGAUUCAGUAGCAAUUCUUAUAUGUCUUUAUAUGUUGAAAAUUGAAUUGACUUAUAUACAACAUGCCCACUCAUACAGAUCUAAAAUUGGGUUGGUAUCAGUAUCAUUAAUAGUGCAAGCGGAUACACUCGUCAUGCAUAACAUUUUUUCUCCCAAUUUGAUGCCAGUUAAAAUCAGACUUAUCAAUUUGUGUAACUGUGACACUAAAUUUGCCCUAGUGUAUGAGUGUGAAUGUUGUCCGUCUAUCUGUGUUGGCCCUGCGAUGAGGUGGCGAACUUGUCCAGGGUGUACCCCGCCUUCCACCCGAUUGUAGCUGAGAUAGGCGCCAAUGACCCCGAAAGGGAAUACGCGGUAGAAAAUGGAUGGAUGGAUGUGGAAUGUGUGUGAUACCACCACUGAUUUUGUUCACCUUUCUGAUACCGAGUAAAAUUCAGGCUGGUAUCGGCAGUAGUGUUCCAAUACCGAUACUUAAUGCGCAUAUAGCUAAUCUGUGUGUGGUCAAAUGAUACAAAGUGUAUUACAAAUGUUUGAUGCGCUCGGGGAUUCGUCCUCAAACGAUAUCAAACCACAGGGAUAAUAAACAAAUUGUGUUGUUCGA